Messenger RNA from Labeo rohita (rohu), 1043 nucleotides. RefSeq names its product exosome component 3 (gene exosc3). NCBI's taxonomy places the organism in Eukaryota, Metazoa, Chordata, Actinopteri, Cypriniformes, Cyprinidae. The record is from RefSeq and is a predicted model, not a curated record. Gene Ontology annotation, cellular component: cytoplasmic exosome (RNase complex); nuclear exosome (RNase complex). The coding region runs from base 45 to 782 and encodes 245 amino acids. The transcript is spliced from 4 exons. Gene Ontology annotation, biological process: poly(A)-dependent snoRNA 3'-end processing; CUT catabolic process; nuclear polyadenylation-dependent rRNA catabolic process. Gene Ontology annotation, molecular function: RNA binding.
UCCGGAAGUACACAAACACAGGGCACUCACGUUGCUUUUUUGCAAUGGAUACCAUACAUGCUUGUUUCAAAGAGAAGAUCGGUGAAGUACUUUUACCCGGAGAUGUGUUCUCAUUUAGUUUUCCUGAAUCUGGAGAUGGUAGUAUUAAAACAGAAAAGGUAAUAUGCGGUCCAGGUCUCCGGAGAAAUGGAGAGGAGGUUCAAGUGUGUAAAAGUGGAAUUUUGCGCCAUAAACAGCCAAAUAUGUACUGGAUAGACUCUCAGCAGAGACGGUAUGUACCAGCCAAAGGUGAAAGUGUGAUCGGUAUUGUGACUGCAAAGUCUGGAGACAUCUUCAAAGUGGAUGUGGGAGGAAGUGAACAGGCAUCUCUUUCAUAUCUGGCAUUUGAGGGAGCAACCAAAAGAAACAGACCUAAUGUGCAGGUUGGAGAUCUGGUGUAUGGCCAGUUCACAAUUGCAAACAAAGAUAUGGAACCCGAGCUGGUGUGUAUAGACAGCUGUGGCAGGGCUAACGGGAUGGGGGUCUUUGGAGCUGAUGGGCUGCUCUUCAAAGUGUCACUGGGACUAGUGCGCAGACUUCUGGCUCCUCAGAGUGAAAUAGUGAAGGACCUAGAGAAGAUUUUUCCCUUUGAGCUGGUUGUUGGGAUGAACGGCAGAGUGUGGGUGAAAGCAAAGACUGUUCAGCAGACGCUGAUAGUGACCAAUCUUCUGGAGACAUGUGAGAACAUGACCUCACAACAGAGACAGACGCUAUUCAAGAAAGUGGCAGAAGGCUCCCUCUAGAGGAUAUCGGAAACACCCCUUUUCCCACAAUACAACUGGCGCUGGACAUGCCGAAAACACCCAUCAUCAGAUUUCAGAUGUUCACACGCUGUGGAAAAAAAAGGAAAAAAAAAAAAAAAGCUUACAAUGGACAUCACUUCCUUUGUAUUUCCAGUUCUCGUGACAGAAUAAGAGAGAAAGGGGAAGUCAAUACGUUUGCCUUUGUUUCUUAAAAUACAUUUUUGUAUGAAUAAAAAUAAAUAAAAUACUGGUGAAACAGCA